UUCGACGUGAACUCGCGAGCGGCCAACACGUAAGCGGCGCGUUGUGCAGCUGUGGAAAAAACAACAAAGAAAAUAACAACAACAACCAACUCGAUAAUAGGCAGCGGCGCAACUGAAGUGUGAAUUCAUAUUGAGGUUAUGUAACAAUUUAUAGUAAAGUCGCGAAAACAAAACGCAACUGCAUACUAAAGUCAGGUCACACGCUCACCUGGAAUAAUUCCCGAUAAUUCCAAGCACGCGCUAACUGUUCAGUUUUCAUUACGCAUUCGCAAUGGAGGACGCGAAAAUUCCGGCGCAGGCGCAGCCGCGAAGUCAUCCUUUGGAGGACGUUUCCCUCAAUGGAAACGAUGACGACAAGCAGACGCCCAAAAAUUGGGUUAAAUUCGACGACGAGGCGGACGGCGGUGAAAAAAACAAUAACAGUAACGACGGCGAUGCCACACAGCAACCACAACAACAACAGCCAAACAAGUUAGCUCUGCCGCCGCCACCGUCGGUGGUUAGUAGCAACAACAACAGGCGGGCGCGCUCGCGCAGUCCGUCGGCAGCAGCAACAACAACAACAACCACACCUGUCCAGCGACCGGCCGUUUCCUCGACCACAGCUGCGACACCGGGAGAGGUGCUGAAUCAGAAUCAGGCCCCCUUGCCGGAUGUGGCACCCGCUGUUUUGACAACCGAGAGCACGCACGUUAAUCUGAGUGCAUCCGGCAGUGGCAUUGUCAGCGGAGCAACUGCAACUGCAAGUGCGAGUGGCCCGGUACGACACACUCCCGCGCAGCUAAUAAACCAAAAAGCCACCGCUGCCCCUUCUCCAUCGGCUGCAGCGGCAUCUUCCAGCCAUCAUCAUAAUGGAGGUGGCGCCAACGGCACGGGAAUUAGCCAGCCGGCGGAUCAGGGAUCCGGGAUGCGCACAAUUGAACUGUCAACGGGUCGCAUCCGCGAGGGAUUCGCAAAUGGCGAUGUGAUUGUCACACUCCUGCCGGCCAACACCAAAUGGCCGUGGAUAACGCCUGCCAUAUUCCGGCCGGAGCUGGUGCCCGAGGAGCUGAUGGCUCAGGGUCUGACGCUCACCGUGGAGGACUAUGUGAAUGCGAUGGAGACGCUGGUGAACGACUACCGCUUCACCGUGUACAACAUCUGCUACAAGCGCAUCCUGGUCUGCUGGAUCCUGUUCGCCUUUACCGUUCUGUUGGCCCUGCUCUUCUCGGGCCUGCAGGGCGUGGCCCUGUUCGCCCUGGGCGUUGGAUGGCUCUUCCUGAACGCCGCGGCCAUCUUCCUGUGCAUGUGGGUGAAGCUGCGCCUGUCGCGCGGGUUGGAAAAGUGCCUGGCCCGCGUCAAUCGGCAGCUGAUGCGCCACAAGAUCCUGCUGGUGCUCGAUGACCGCGGUCGCAUUUCGUGCCACAAGGUCAACCUAUGCUUCAUGUACUUCGAUGCCACGCAGUGUGUGAGCUUCCUGAACGAGUUCCUGGAACACACGGAGCAGACGGGCGGCGAUGCCAUCAAGGCGGGCUGGGAGGCCAAGCUGGACAUUGACCUCAACGAUAUUGUCAUACAGGGCAGCCAGCCGGUGCGAAUGCCCCGCAAGCAGGAGCGCGGCAUGCAGCUGUUCCUGCGCUACGGAUCCCGCUGGGGCAUGGAGGCGCUCAGGGGCCUGGUGGACGUGACCCCCCUGGAGCCGGGACGCCACUGCGGACAGUUCCAGUGCCCCUGCCAGUACAUCAAAGAGCACCUGCAGUGCAAACCGCGAGGCAAGUUCAAGUGUUGCAAUUUAGUCCACUGGGUGAUGGCAUCUGAGCGCUACGAUAGCGACAACUAAACAACUAAGGCUUGUUGUGAAUGUCUGUGUGCUGUAACUAAAUGAAUUUACCAAGAGGCUUUAUGUUUGAAACCCAUGAAUUUACUACCUACUUUAGCUUGUGCGGGGAGAAAUACCAAUAUGCUAGAGGCAUUAUAAUCUCCCAUGUUUUCUACAUGCUUUCUACAUGUUUUCUACAUACUUUCCUUUUAUGCCAAUGAUCAACUCUCUUUCGUUUCAGAUGUUAGCCCCUAGGGCUAAGGCGAAGUUUGGGGGUCCUUGGUAUCUCUCUCGUUCUAUUCCUAUCUCUUACUCUUCUAUUCUUACCUCCUAAUAUAUAUGUGUGCUAAAUUAACCCAAGAGAAUAUUUAUAAAUUUUUGAUCAACCCCGUUUCUUUCAUGCCUCCCAAAUUGUACACAAAACAGUUGCCAUAAACAGCAUUGGCCAAGUAGUUUGGACCCGAUUCCCCUUGUUUGGUGGCUAGAGAUUUGGCUGGUUGUUGGCCACAGUAGUACACGUAACCAAUCCCCUACACCGAAAUACUAAGCCGUUUCGAUAUUAUUAUUUCAAGACGAUUAUACUGCAUAUUAUAUUUAUCAAAUGCAAGCGAAUGAAUUUCUAACAUAAGUCUUGUACAAAAUUUGUCUAUAUAAAGAACUUAAAUCUAGCUGGUGUCACAAAAAUAAAUGUCAAAAAUAUA
Messenger RNA from Drosophila takahashii, 2499 nucleotides. RefSeq lists its product as uncharacterized. Lineage: Eukaryota; Metazoa; Arthropoda; Insecta; Diptera; Drosophilidae. The record is from RefSeq and is a predicted model, not a curated record.